This is a messenger RNA of Prunus armeniaca (apricot), 1215 nucleotides long. The record is from the annotation of a GenBank genome assembly. NCBI's taxonomy places the organism in Eukaryota, Viridiplantae, Streptophyta, Magnoliopsida, Rosales, Rosaceae.
AUGGAGAAAACGAGGUACAAGAAGCUAUCUGGAAGUCAAAACCUAAGACAACAGCUUGUAUUGUCUACACUCACCUUCACGCCCAUUCAAAUUCCCGACAUACGAACCAACGAGACAUGGCCUGGUCUCCGCAAGUACGAGGUCUCCCUCGUCAAGUUGCUCGCUUUGGUCUGCCAUGGCUGUUCUUUCGAAAUCAACGACACUGGCACUGUAUUUAAGUUCAAGCCAAGGAUAGUGAUGGGUCGGUUGAAACUGGAACACGACUGUGGUUUUGAGCGGUCUAUUGGGUAUUUCUUGGAGCCCUUGAUUUUGCUUGGCCUCUUUGCCAAGAAACCCAUUACCAUUACGCUUAAAGGACUUACAAAUGAUUCCAAGGACCCAUCUAUUGAUACCUUCCGUUCUACUACCUAUACCAUUUUAAAACGCUUUGGAGUUCCCUCAGAAGGAUUGGAGCUGGAAAUAAAGAGUCGUGGAUGCGCUCCUAAAGGCGGUGGUGAAGUCGUUGUGGCAAUCCCAGUUGUUCAAAGUCUGACUGGAGUAACCUGGACUGAUGAGGGGGGUUGGUUAAGAGGAUUAGAAGUGUUACAUUCUCAACGAGAGUGUCCGUGCACUUUGAAAAUACAAUGGUACAUGCAGCUUGCGGAGUCUUUCAUCCCUUCCUUCCCAAUGUUCACAUAUUUACUGACCAUAGAGUUGGCCCACAAGCUGGAGAUUGACUCUGAGAAGAAAGAGCUGGUGCCUCCAAAGGAUGUUGGUUUGAAAAUUGCUUCUGUUCUGCUCGGGGAGAUUGGGCAGGGCGGAGUGGUAGAUUCAAAUCUCCAGGGUUUGUUGUUUCUUCUUUGUGCAUUAUGUCCCCAAGAUGUUUCAAAAGUUCAGGUCGGAAAGCUCUCUCCUUAUGGGAUAGAUACACUCAGAAACAUUAAUGAUUUUCUCGGAGUUAAAUUUGUCACUACGCCAUGCUCAUCCACAAAGCUCCUCUUAUCCAUGACAGUAAGGAGCUAUCAACAUAUUGGUGGACUAGUGGUGCAAGAGAGUAAACCUAAGUGUUCAAGAAUGGUCCGAUAUUCAAAAUACCUCUUUGUUUGGAAAGGAAGAAUUCAGUUUCAAGCCUCGCAUGGAGUCUUCGAUGAUAACGGUUUAGACUUGAGGACGAGUCUUUUCCAACCAGGGGAGUUUGAUGCAAGAGAAUCUACAAAGCUCUCUAAGAUUAGUUAG